CUGGUCGGUCGACAUUUUCGGCACAGCAGCAUCAGCGCUGACGUGGAAACUACGUGAGCGAAGGCACGGGCCGUUCACCCGUACUGUCAUUAGUGACGAGUCAGACUACGUAAAACUUCGGUGACCGACUAUGGAUAACUCGGUAUCGUCUCGGCUGGACGGCAGUUUAAAUGAUUCAGUGACAGAUGGAGAGGAAAACCACAGCGAGCUCAGCCCUUCUCCUGCAGCUGCACAGGUGUCAGCGGCAGAGGAGUCUUCUGGUCUCGUUGUUGGUGCGACUGGUCAAACAGUUCAAAUCCAGGGGGUCAUCCAGGCCCCGCAGACCUCUGUUAUACAAUCACCGCAAGUCCAGACUGUCCAGCUUGCUACUGUAGCGGAGCCGGAGGAUGACGAGUCAGUAACAGACACACGGAAAAGGCGGGAGAUUCUCUCCAGGCGUCCAUCAUAUCGAAAAAUUCUGAACGAGCUUUCAUCUGAUUCACCGGCAGUUCCUAAAAUUGAAGAAGAGAAGACGGAGGAUGACGUGCCAGUUUCCAGCACCCCCACAGCCUCCAUCUACCAGACCAGCUCAGGACAGUACAUUGCAAUCACCCAAGGGAGAGCCAUCCAGUUGUCUAGCCUUGGACUUCAAGGCCUACAGGAGGCUCCAAACCUGCCAGUCACCAGUAGUCCCACCCCACAGCCUGCUGCUGCUGCUGCUGCUGUCCUACAGUGUGCAGCUCAGCCUGGAGAUUCUCCACAGCAGCUCUUCAUCCAGGGAGGACAGGUGCUCAUCCAAGCCGCUACAGGAGACAUCCCCGCCUACCAGCUUCGCUCACCAAACUCGGGCCUGGCUCAGAGUAUUGUAAUGGCUGCAUCUCCAGGCAGUAUGCAGAGCCCCUCGUCACAGCACGCUGAAGAGAUCACCCGCAAGAGAGAGGUCCGACUGAUGAAAAACAGGGAAGCAGCUCGUGAGUGUCGCAGGAAAAAGAAAGAGUAUGUCAAAUGUCUGGAAAAUCGCGUGGCUGUGUUGGAAAACCAAAACAAGACGCUGAUUGAAGAGCUAAAAGCACUAAAGGACAUUUACUGCCACAAAGCUGAGUAGCAGCGGUCGCUUGUGGUCAUGAGUUGACGACAGUUUACAAACUUUUACAGCAAAACAAAACAAAACAAAAAAAACAAAAAAAGACAAAAAAGACUCUGGAACAAAAACUACUUUGAUUGUCUUUUAUUCUCUGCUCACUCAGGCCUGAUUUACGCCAAAUUCAGAAGUGUUGUAGGGAAGUCAAAUAGCUUGAGCUUGCCAGUUUCGCUCUUGUUCUUAUCUGUGCUCUUUGCAUGUGAAGACUCAAGUGUUGUACAAAUUGUGCUUGCUGUUGCUGUCGCGCACAAGCGAGGCUAACCAAUGAGAGCCAGCUGAAGAAGAGGAACAGGAAGAGGAAAUACAGGUGCUUCCUGAAAAUGUGCUGCUCAUUUAUGGCAAUUAUGAAAAAUCCUUCGGGGGGGGGGGGGGGUCAGCCAGGUCCCGUAACCAGCAAGUUUCUCUGAGGUCAGACAAGCUCCUACACCGAUCCAUCAGCACUGCAACAAGGCAACUCGAAGCGUGUUUACCUGAUUAUGUGUUAUGUGUUAUUUAUGCUCCUGUUUUCGGUCAUUGCAUUCCUUCAUGAGAGAAAACAGUUAAGGAGAUAUAUCAAGCAUUUUGUCAGUAAAGUGGUUUCUGGAUUUGCAUCAGUUUGUUUGUUACAAAAAAUCUUGAUUUGGUCAAAAAUGUGUCUUUUUUUUGUUUGUUUUUGCUUUUGUUCUUUUAAACACUGCUCAAAUAGAUAACAUCAAGAAAAAAAUCCACUUAUGUUUGGCUGUUUUUGCACAGAAUCAUCAAAUAUAUUUCAUACCAAUAGAGAGGCAUUAACUGAGUCACGGUGUACUUCAAAAGAAUCAAAGUUCAAAAGAGUCUUUAUUUUUUCAUCACUGAAGUGAAGUUAUAGUACUUGAAAUGAAAAGAAAGAGCACAGUUGGUCUUUAGAUUAAGCACAGAAAGUAACCAAGGGUGUGUGUAGAUAUUAUUAGAGUUUAUAUUCUAUUGCAGUUAUCUGAAUUUCACAUAACAGCAUAUAUAUUCUACAAAGAUACUUAAUGUACGUUUUAAAAAUUUAAAUACCAGAUUUGUAAACAAUUAUUUUACAAUACGUAUGGCCCCAAGAAUAACUGUUUUGCUCUGCUGAUAAACAAGUAUAACUUUUCGAAAUGAUGGAUAUCCAUUUUGGAAUAAAACGUUAUUUAUGGCUUAUUGUUAUAUUAAAAUGCUCUGUUUAAAGGGUAAUGCCAAUUCUUCUGUCUUUUUUUGUUCAUAAAAACAAUCUCAAAUGUAUCAUUUUGUGCUCAUGUUUCUGGUAACAUGGAGAUGCUUUGUCUGUUUCUGUUGUAGCUCUUUGUUUCACUGAUUAUAUUUUAUUAAAAUACUUCAUUUUCCAUGAA
This is a messenger RNA of Archocentrus centrarchus (flier cichlid), 2457 nucleotides long. RefSeq names its product cAMP responsive element modulator a (gene crema). The record is from RefSeq and is a predicted model, not a curated record. Gene Ontology annotation, cellular component: ATF4-CREB1 transcription factor complex; nucleus. Bases 131 to 1084 code for a protein of 317 amino acids. NCBI's taxonomy places the organism in Eukaryota, Metazoa, Chordata, Actinopteri, Cichliformes, Cichlidae. Gene Ontology annotation, biological process: regulation of transcription by RNA polymerase II. Gene Ontology annotation, molecular function: DNA-binding transcription factor activity, RNA polymerase II-specific; protein binding; cAMP response element binding. The transcript has 8 exons.